AGUAUGCCGUGUCAAACGACCGGAUUUAUGAUUUCUUUUCGCAAGUUAGUCAUAACACGGUUUAAAACUCCGUGCAUAUCAAUAUCAGCAAAACAAUCGUAUUCAAAGAAAUGCCUUUCAUCAAAAUAUAUUCCUGGAUCCCGUCAACUCAUGUGUUCUUGUGUGUCACUACGGACAAAAGUAAUGUCAAGUGGACGGUUGAAGGACAGUCUUUGCUUUUGUACUGCAUCUAAAGAGAGUACUACAAACAAACAUAUCCAUGAUGACCGAAUUUCUUUCAUGACUACAAGUGACCCACAAACUGCAAUGGAACUUGGUCCGUCAAUGCUUGUGUAUCAAAACUUUAUUUCGUCUGAAGAAGAGCAACGGUUGGUUAAUGAAGUUGAGCCAUACAUGAAACGCCUAAGAUAUGAGUAUGAUCAUUGGGAUGGUGCUAUCCAAGGGUAUAGAGAAACAGAGAGAAAGAAAUGGACAAAGAACAAUGAAGCUAUUUUAAAGAGAGUUGGAGACCUGGCAUUCCCUGCUGGUAUACAGCCCUUGGCUCACGUCCAUAUCCUAGAUCUGAGUAAAGAUGGACACAUAAAACCACAUAUAGAUGCUGUAAGGUUCUGUGGCAGUACAAUAGCGGGACUUUGUCUGCUAUCACCAUGUGUUAUGAGACUUGUACACGACAAAGACAAGCAAAGAUGGGCAGAUUUUCUUCUUGACAGACGAUCUCUUUACAUUAUGAAAGAUGUUGCAAGAUAUGAUUAUACACAUGAAGUGCUAUCCAAUGAGGAUUCUUUUUUCAAUGGAUGUCCUGUCCCCAAGGAGAGACGAAUAUCAGUUAUAAUGCGAAAUGAAGCUAAUGGAUAAUUCCAUUUUUUGUUGAAAUUUCAAAAAUAGAAUAAAAGGAUUGUUUUGAAA
This is a messenger RNA of Ylistrum balloti, 906 nucleotides long. RefSeq names its product alpha-ketoglutarate-dependent dioxygenase alkB homolog 7, mitochondrial-like. The record is from RefSeq and is a predicted model, not a curated record. Gene Ontology annotation, cellular component: mitochondrial matrix. Gene Ontology annotation, biological process: DNA damage response; fatty acid metabolic process. The transcript is spliced from 4 exons. Lineage: Eukaryota; Metazoa; Mollusca; Bivalvia; Pectinida; Pectinidae. The coding region runs from base 4 to 855 and encodes 283 amino acids.